Molecule: messenger RNA, 349 nt
Organism: Suhomyces tanzawaensis NRRL Y-17324
Lineage: Eukaryota; Fungi; Ascomycota; Pichiomycetes; Serinales; Debaryomycetaceae
Exons: 1
Coding region: 120-305 (61 amino acids)
Source: RefSeq, a predicted model, not a curated record
GCAUUAGGCAUGGUUAGCGUAGUUUUGGAUCCUAUUAUGUCGUCUUACAGUGGUCCAUGGAGCAAACAUAGUGGUUUCCGCUACAUUGGAUACAGGACGGGGCGUUAUAAUACAUAUCUAUGGGUAUAAUAGGCAGACAAAAAUGCCUGCUGAAAAUUUUCGUUGAGAACGGAUUUUGGCACCUGCAGAGAAGCGACUUUUUGACGGACGGUGUUAGCGUUCGGUUCUGGAAUCGUAUUGGUUUGUCAUUAGCUUCCACGGACUUAUCGUACUUAAUUUUGAGUUGCUCUUUUGUCUUUUUGUAGCUCGUAAGUUUUCCACGGAAUUAUGGACGAAUGUAGUUUUUGUU